GAUGAGGUUGACUUCACUCGUCCUCCUUUCUAUUGUCACUGGCAAUGACAACACCACCAAUAACAACGAAGAGAGACCGCCAACAAUGGUGCUCGAUCAUUUGAAUCCGAAGGGAGACUACAUUGAUGAAAUCAACAGUGAAAACAAAGUCGAUGAAGAGCUUUUCCAGGAGUUGUGUGAGCGUAAACAAAAGAGAAAUGGAAAAAACAGAAAUGGCAAAAGAAGGAAUAAGAUAUGUCAAAAUGGUGGCUAUCUUAACCCACUCAGUUGCUCUAAGUGCGUCUGUCCAGAAGGAUAUGCUGGAAAACUAUGCUCUGAAAGGCCCAAAGGAAGCCCAAAGAAAUGCGGGAACACAUACGAUGCAUCUACAGAGUGGAAAAGUUUCACGGAUUCUCUAGGCGAUUACGAAGAACAUGAAAACUACACCAAAUGCUAUUACUGGAUUCAAUCGCCGGAAAGCACAGAGAUUGAAGUGGAGCUUGUGAGCUUUUCUGGACCGAUCGCUCUCGAAGGCUGCCCAAAUGCUGGCAUAGAAAUCAAGUCCAACGAGAAUCAGCAGCUCACUGGUUACAGGUAUCAUUUUUGUAGAAAUGAAGAACAGUUAAACUAUGUCGUUUUACACGGACCAUUACAACAUCAGCCUUUUGAUUUCUGCGCAGGUUCUGUUCUCCAAAGGCAGCUGGAACCAGACUUCGCUCCUAUACAAAUCGGGUUCCUAUUAUAA
Haemonchus placei is the source of this 724-nucleotide messenger RNA. The record is from the annotation of a GenBank genome assembly. Lineage: Eukaryota; Metazoa; Nematoda; Chromadorea; Rhabditida; Trichostrongylidae.